Messenger RNA from Seminavis robusta, 1646 nucleotides. Lineage: Eukaryota; Bacillariophyta; Bacillariophyceae; Naviculales; Naviculaceae. The record is from the annotation of a GenBank genome assembly.
AUGUCAAAACGCCAAAAUGAUUACGAAACCAUAGAAAGCAAUGACGACAGCGACGGCCAAGAGUCCAUCAAUCCUCGCCACGAUCAACUCAAGUCUCAUCCCAAAUUGUGGGCAGCCAUUGGGGUCAUUCAAACACUCAUGACGGCAGGAAUCAUUUUUGGAUGGGCGUCUUUUUUACCUGUGCUUCGAGAAGAAGGAGUCGAUUUUACACCCCAAGCAUUUUCGGUCAUUUUCACGGGAGGAGCCGUGGGAAACUACAUUUCCACACUCUUUUUUGGACUCAUUGUCGACAAGUACGGACCCCGUGCCACGGGCAUUGUGGCAUCCAUCCUCUAUGCAAUAGGAUUGCUGUUUUGUUCUCUGGUGCACAAUUACGUUUGUUUGGCCGUGGGAUUUGCACUGCUCGGAUUUGCCGGACCCGGUAUUCAAAUGCCCACACUUCAUCUCGCCAAUCUAUUUACAGCUGGAGCAUCCAGCAACAACAAUGAUGACGACGACAAUAAGGAAUCAUCGGAAGAGAGCAGCGGAGGUGGUGCCAUCUUCAUGUCUGCUCAGGCGGCUGCAUUUGAUGGAGGCACUGCCAUUUUUGCCAUUCUACGGGUCCUCUUCCAGGCCACGGGGUUGUCCUCGACUACCUUUCUGAGACUCUAUUUGGUGGUUCCAGCAUGGGUAUUCCUGACUUCUGUCUUUGUCUGGCCCGAUGAAAUUUUGGAAGAUGAACGGGUCGAAAACAGUGAUGAUGAUAAUGAACCAAAGCGACAAUCCUAUGUCGGUCCAGGUUCUCCCUACAUAUCUCCCAAUCGAAAACGCAAGCCGCCAACUCCCACCACCCUCAUCAAUGCCCCCUUGAGUGUCGUAUUGAGACAUCCCGCAUUUUGGUCGCUGGCUACUUGGGUUUCCAUUCAUAUUCUCAAACUCAACUUUGUCGUCGCAACCAUCAAUGAUCAACUCGAGGAUCGCGUCGAUCCAGAAGUGGCCGCACAUCUCAUUGAUGUUUUUGGAGCCAUGUUGCCCUUUGGGUUUGUCGUCUUGCCCAUUGUCGCGACCUUUUUGGACAAAUCCGCCACUCUGGCACUCCAAAUGGCCAACAUUGUGGGAAUGCUCUACGGAGCCGUCAUGGUAUUCGCACCCGGCAGUCGAUGGUUGCAGACACUGGUCGUAUUUCCUGCCGUGGCAUGUUCUCGACAAUUGGUCUACUCCACCGUCUUUCAUCAAGUGGGACAGCUCUUUGGGUUUGCCAAUUAUGGGACUCUGUUGGGCUUGUGCAACCUGCUCGUGUCGACUGUCAGCACCGUCCAAACACCCUUGGUCAAUUAUGCCGAGACGGUGGGAUCCUACACGGGAUCCAACAUGGUCUUGUGGUUGGCCACCUUGCCACUCUUUGUCCUUGUCUUGUGGUCCGAUCCAACAUCUUCCUCCUCCUCGUCGUCUCCUCUUGGUGCGCGCAAGGGGGAACGUGCACCUCUUGCCAUGGAUGACAGUGAAGCCGAUCAUGUCAAUAAGAAGCGAUACAGUUCCGUGUUGGGAGAACUUUCUGUGUAGUUAGAUGAUAGACAAUUUUUCUGUGUUAGAUCUUUUUUGAGUUUGUUGAAAAAAAGAUACUAUAUAGACUAAUGAGAGUCAGAGAGAGAAAUCAAUGACUGAGA